GCUUUGUCUUGAUUCUUGAUGAAUCUAAUCCAAUAACUACCCAAUUAUUGGCUUCUUUUGAAAUGGCUUGAUUAAUCAAACCUUUUUUUGCUACAAAAUCUCAUUUGGGUCUUUUGGCUCUUCAUUUUCUUUGGUCAUUUUUUCCUCUCUUAUAUUUGCCCUUCAACUUUUUACAUUAGUCUUUUUUCCUCAUUGAAAAGAUCAAAUUUUUAGGGUAGUUGAUGAUGAUUUUCACAAUGGGUUGAUUAAUCAAGCUUUUAUAUGCAAAAUCUCAUCUGCGUCUUGCUUAUUUUGUAGGACUAGGACAAUCAAGGAAACCAGUCACAAUUUGACGGGGAAUAUACAUUUUGUCCACGGAUUUGUACACAUAGUCGGAUUUAAUACAUGGCUCCCGGAGGCAGCAGUUACCAGGAUAUUGGUGAUUCUCGUAAUGCAUAUGCCGAUUAUGGUAUUGUAUCCGAGAAUGCUGAACCGAAAAGCUCCCCUUUUAGAAAAUCCACAGCUGUUAAUAUUAUUGCUGGAAAUCAUGGAACAAGAUCUAAUACAGCUGUUCAUGAACUACUCGAAUGUCCUGUUUGUAUGAAUCUAAUGUACCCUCCAAUUCAUCAGUGUCCAAAUGGUCAUACUUUAUGCCUGAAGUGCAAGUCAAAAGUUCAUGUAUGCCCAAUUUGCCGCCAUGAGCUUGGGAACAUAAGAUGUCUAGCAUUGGAGAAAAUUGCAGAGUCACUGGAAUUGCCAUGCCGAUACCAAAUUUUUGGUUGUCAAGAUAUAUUUACUUAUCAUAGUAGGCUCCGACAUGAGCAGAACUGCAGAUUUCGUCCGUAUAACUGCCCUUAUGCAGGAUCUGAAUGCACUGUUACUGGUGAUAUUCAGUCCCUUGUUGCACACCUCAAAGAUGAUCACAAGGUUGACAUGCACGAUGGCUGCACCUUCAACCAUCGAUAUGUCAAAUCUAAUCCUCAAGAUGUUGAGAACGCUACAUGGAUGUUGACUGUUUUCAACUGUUUCGGUCACCAGUUCUGCUUGCAUUUUGAGGCUUUUAACGUCGGAGUGGCACCAGUGUACAUGGCAUUCCUUCGUUUUAUGGGUGAUGAUGAUGAUGCGAAAAAAUUUAGUUAUAGUCUUGAAGUAGGUGGAUUUGGCAGAAAGUUAAUAUGGCAAGGAGUUCCUAGGAGCAUCCGUGAUAGUCAUAAAACAGUCCGAGACAGUUUAGACGGGCUGCUCAUUCAAAGGAGCAUGGCACUUUUCUUCUCUGGUGGUGACCGGAAGGAGCUAAAGCUGAAGGUAGCCGGGCGCAUUUGGAGAGAACCGUUGUAAAGUAGAAAUACGGUCUUCUUCCUCAGAGUUAGCAUCAAUCUCAGAGGGCCACGAGUCUAGUUAGUUAUUCCUGAUUGGUGGGUGGCCUUUUUUUGUAUUUCGUGUAAAAAUAUAAAGGCUGUAGAUGGUUCUAUAUAGGUUAAGGUUUUUGGAUCAAUCAAUUUUAUGUUGAAUGUAGUCAGCUCAAGUGUUGGCCAUGCAUUCUGUUAAUGCUGGUUGUGUAUCUAAUAUUGCGAGGCAUUUAGGCUUUUCUGUCAAUCUAUGUUAAAAUCAUGUGACUUUCAAAGAAGUGAUAAAAUGAAGUUAAAUCA
Lycium barbarum (goji berry) is the source of this 1628-nucleotide messenger RNA. Its product is annotated as E3 ubiquitin-protein ligase SINAT2-like. Gene Ontology annotation, molecular function: protein binding; zinc ion binding; ubiquitin protein ligase activity. Gene Ontology annotation, cellular component: cytoplasm. Gene Ontology annotation, biological process: ubiquitin-dependent protein catabolic process; multicellular organism development. The transcript is spliced from 4 exons. The coding region runs from base 385 to 1317 and encodes 310 amino acids. NCBI's taxonomy places the organism in Eukaryota, Viridiplantae, Streptophyta, Magnoliopsida, Solanales, Solanaceae. The record is from RefSeq and is a predicted model, not a curated record.